Messenger RNA from Mytilinidion resinicola, 1667 nucleotides. Its product is annotated as Pkinase-domain-containing protein. Gene Ontology annotation, molecular function: ATP binding; cAMP-dependent protein kinase activity. Gene Ontology annotation, cellular component: cAMP-dependent protein kinase complex; nucleus. NCBI's taxonomy places the organism in Eukaryota, Fungi, Ascomycota, Dothideomycetes, Mytilinidiales, Mytilinidiaceae. Gene Ontology annotation, biological process: peptidyl-serine phosphorylation. Bases 194 to 1402 code for a protein of 402 amino acids. The record is from RefSeq and is a predicted model, not a curated record. The transcript has 7 exons.
GACGUGCCGGACUUCCUCCAGGCUCUCUCCAACCACACAUGCCUGGGCCCUGAUCCACGGCUGAAUGCGACUUCUCUCGCGCGCGCAGGCCUCUCCCACACGCCGCCUCCCGGCGGAAGCCAUGACCUAGCCGCAAGGCAAUUGCACUCCGCCUGCCCUGCGCCCGCCGCGCUCGCCGCGCCCGCUGCCCCCGAUGGCUUCGGCCGCUGUGCACAAGCUGCUCCACCAUGAGCGCUCGCAUCCCGACGACCAGCGCGACGAGUCGCCCCAGCCCGAUCCCCACGAGUUGGACGCCAUGGAGCGCGUCCGCGACGACGAGAAGCGCAUGCUGUCACAGUGGGAGGACACCAAGCGCCCCCUGAGCCCGACCCAGAUGCACGGGGAUGCCAGCCGCAAGAUAGUCGGGCACUCGUCGCGAGUCCUGCGCCAGCAAGACUUCGAGCUCAUCAAGACGCUGGGAACCGGCACUUUUGCGCGAGUAUGGCUCGUAAGCCUCGCGAGCCCCAAGGACGGCGCUGCAACCAAAGUCUUUGCGCUGAAGAUUUUGCGGAAAGUCGACGUCAUUCGACUGAAACAGGUCGAGCACGUCCGCAACGAACGAAAUGUGCUUGCGAGAGUAGCAGGACACCCUUUCAUCACGACUAUGGUGGCCAGCUUCCAGGACCACGAUUCUCUCUACAUGCUUCUCGACUAUUGCCCUGGAGGCGAAGUCUUUAGUUACCUACGAAGAGCUCGACGUUUCAAUGAGCCAACAUCCCAAUUCUACGCCGCCGAGAUCGUUCUCAUUCUGGAGUUCUUGCACGAGAGUGAAGGAGUCGCAUAUCGGGAUCUAAAGCCGGAGAAUAUAUUGAUAGACGCCCAGGGACAUUUGAAACUGGUAGAUUUUGGAUUUGCGAAGAAGGUUGACAACAGGGAAACAUACACGCUGUGUGGAACGCCAGAGUAUCUCGCGCCGGAAGUCAUUAGAAACACUGGACAUGGCUGCGCGGUCGAUUGGUGGGCCUUUGGCAUUCUAGUUUACGAAUUCUUAGUCGGACAGCCACCGUUCUGGGACCAAAAUCCCAUGAAGAUCUACGAGCAAAUCGUAGAAGGCCGUGUGCGCUACCCCUCUGCCAUGUCCGCCGACGCGCGCGACCUCAUCGCCGGCCUCUGCACCGUCGACACCUCCAAACGGCUCGGCAACAUCCAAGGUGGCGCUAGAACUGUGAAGGAGCACCCCUGGUUUCGCAACAUCGACUGGGAUGCGCUCUACCACCGCCGCGUCCAAGGCCCAAUCGUGCCGCAUCUCCGCGGGCCCGCCGACACACGCAACUUCGACGAGUACGAGCCGGAGCCGGAGGGGCGGGAGGAAUACUCGGCCGAUAUGCGCGAUAGAUGGGAUGAGUGCUUCAAAGAUUUCUAGACUGGUUAGUGCAGGGGCUUUUGGAUCGGGGGUCCCUUGGAGAUUCAUUGCAGCGUCUUUGGGAAGAAGGAACGGCGGGAUGUUGCAAGGCAGAGGGGCUGUUAUUCAUCGCUAGGGACUGUCUUCGGCGCAACUUGAGGGUUGGGGUGGUUUUAACGUGUUGAUGGUGUGAAUGGCAUUACGAUACCUGGAUGUACAGUUCAUAUUUUGAAUAGGGCUUCUGGGCUUGUAUAUUAGUACUUUUGCAUAUUUUUUGAUUCAUUCG